This is a messenger RNA of Zea mays, 1775 nucleotides long. Its product is annotated as mitochondrial 2-oxoglutarate/malate carrier protein. The record is from RefSeq and is marked validated. Bases 543 to 1523 code for a protein of 326 amino acids. NCBI's taxonomy places the organism in Eukaryota, Viridiplantae, Streptophyta, Magnoliopsida, Poales, Poaceae. The transcript has a single exon. Gene Ontology annotation, biological process: transmembrane transport.
GCUCGGGCGGCCAGGUCGCCUUCCUCUCCCACCCGCCCGCGCCGCGCCGCGACUGCGAAUCUGCCUUCCCCAGUCCGACCGCGAGCGCGAGGCCGUGGAAGCGGAACCCCAACCGCGGAGCCUCCCCCUGUUCGUCUCCUUCCCUGGCCCUUCCCGCACCGCGCCACCCAGCUAUAAAUUGCGUCCCCUCCCUGCCGCCUUCUUCCCCCACCCACACAUCCGACGCCGAGGAAGUAGGAAGCACGACCAGCAUAUGUCACAGAGGGCCAGCGUCCCACACUCCUCCUGCAUAGCCUUCGCGCUCCAUUCCCAUCUCCUGGUCUCCAGUGAGAUGUGCCCCAGCUCCUAUUGGCAGCAAUAGCUAUUCUCCGCCUUCCUUUUUUUCUUCUUCUUCUUCCUUUCCUCCCGUCUGGAUUUCGUUUCCGUUUGAUCGAGCUGGCUCUCAGCUUCCGUUUUUAGUUUUGUUGGCAUCUUUGCUCUCGGAUCCGUCUCUCCCUAACUCCUGAAACCCAAAAGGAGAGAAGAAACCGGGCAAGCAAGCGAUGGGUGUCAAGGGAUUCGUCGAGGGCGGCAUCGCCUCCAUCGUGGCCGGCUGCUCCACCCACCCGCUGGACCUCAUCAAGGUCCGCAUGCAGCUGCAGGGGGAGGCGGCGGCCGCCGUGGCGCCGCAGCCGGCGCUGCGCCCGGCGCUCGCCUUCCACGCCGGGGGCCACGCCGUCGCGCUCCCGCACCACCACGACAUCCCGGCGCCGCCGCGGAAGCCCGGGCCGCUGGCCGUCGGCGCGCAGAUCCUGCGGUCCGAGGGCGCCGCGGGCCUCUUCUCGGGGGUGUCCGCCACCAUGCUGCGGCAGACGCUCUACUCCACCACGCGGAUGGGGCUGUACGACAUCCUCAAGACCAGGUGGGCCCGGGAGAACGGCGGCGUCCUCCCGCUGCACCGCAAGAUCUUGGCCGGCCUCGUCGCCGGCGGCGUCGGCGCCGCCGUGGGCAACCCGGCCGACGUGGCCAUGGUGCGGAUGCAGGCGGACGGGCGCCUGCCCCUCGCGGAGCGCCGGAACUACCGCGGCGUCGGCGACGCCAUCGGCCGGAUGGCGCGCGACGAGGGCGUGCGCAGCCUCUGGCGCGGGUCCUCGCUCACCGUCAACCGCGCCAUGAUCGUCACGGCGUCGCAGCUGGCCACGUACGACCAGGCCAAGGAGGCCAUCCUGGCGCGCCGCGGCCCGGGCGCCGACGGCCUCGCCACGCACGUGGCCGCCAGCUUCACCGCCGGCAUCGUCGCCGCCGCCGCGUCCAACCCCGUCGACGUCGUCAAGACGAGGAUGAUGAACAUGAAGGUGGCGCCCGGCGCGCCCCCGCCCUACGCCGGCGCCGUCGACUGCGCCCUCAAGACCGUCAGGUCGGAGGGACCCAUGGCGCUGUACAAGGGGUUCAUCCCCACCGUGAUGCGCCAGGGGCCCUUCACCGUUGUGCUCUUCGUCACGCUCGAGCAGGUGCGCAAGGUCUUCAAGGGCGUCGAGUUCUGAGACCGGCGACGAGGAAAGAUGAUGACGACAACAAACGCUGCGCUGCCAGUUCGUCACCGCGUUCGCUGCCAAGAAUAAUAACCCGCUGCCACCCUAGAGGCCGCGACUACUAUUACGCCCUUUGCUUGCAUUGCAUCCCGUGUUAGACUUGUGCUCAUGCGCUUCACUGCAUCCUGUUGUAUCUGGAUGGAUUUGACCAAAUGCAAAUUGCCAACAUUUUUAUUAAUUAAAAUUGCUACUGCAAUGUCUCAA